This is a messenger RNA of Microcebus murinus (gray mouse lemur), 2323 nucleotides long. It is a transcript of the gene NTN5, whose product is annotated as netrin 5. Gene Ontology annotation, biological process: tissue development; motor neuron axon guidance; dendrite development. The record is from RefSeq and is a predicted model, not a curated record. Gene Ontology annotation, molecular function: protein binding. Gene Ontology annotation, cellular component: basement membrane. Lineage: Eukaryota; Metazoa; Chordata; Mammalia; Primates; Cheirogaleidae.
UCCAGGCCCUGCCAGCCUGCCCCUCGCUUCCUGGGUGCCCGGCCUGUCUGUCCCAGCUCUGGCCUACCCCGUUUGCCCCCGUCUGUGAGGUUCCCUCUCUGGACCUGGCACUUGCCUUAGGCCUGUGCUCUUCUCCCUACUGGCUUCGCUGCCUCUGCCUCCGUCUCUUCUUCUACAGCUUUGCCACUGAGUCUCCGUCCGGCCUCAGUCCCCUGCCCAGUCCAGCCCUGUUCCCUGUCUCACACAGGUCCCUCUCUAGGUUUGUGCGUCUGUUGGGCCCCUGCCUCUCCCCAGGGACCUCUGCCCCCUCGACACUGACGGAUAACUCUGGGGUGUUAAGCUACGGAUUAGUUCAGGCAAAAUUCUCAAUUUUGCUUGCGUUCUUUCCCCUUUGGGUUAUGUAAACAGUAAUUCUCCCCAGAUGGAACUAUUUUCCUCGCUUCGAAGUAGCCGGGAGGGGGCUUAGGCAGGGCUGGGGUGGAAUGCGGGCGUUCAGCAGGGAGCCGGGUGGAAGUUGACAGGCUGAGGUCCCCAGCCCGGACACCUCCUCUCCUCUCCAGGUGCUUCCCCUGAUGUGACCAUGCCUGUGACCUUUGUCCUCUUGCUCCUCCUGAGCCAUGCCACCGCAGACCCAUGCUACGAUCCAGGGGGCCACCCUCGCUUCUGCCUCCCGCCAGUGACCCAGCUGGCCGGUGUGGCAGCCUCCUGCCCUCAGGCCUGCACCCUCUCCCCAGGGAAUGUCCUCAGCCCCGGGGGCACCUGCAAUGGCAGCCUGACCCUGGCCCUGGGUGGCCCUUUCCUCCUGACAUCUGUCAGCCUGCGCUUCUGCACCCCAGGACCCCCAGCCCUAGUCCUGUCUGCUGCCUGGGCCGCUGGGGGUCCCUGGAAGCUGCUGUGGCGCAGAUCCGCCUGGCCUGGGGCCUUGGGGGGCCCGGAGAGGGUGACUUUCCGUUCCACACCAGGCCCUAAGGCCAGUAUGGCAGCCAGCCACCUCCGAGUGGAGUUCGGAGGCCGAGCGGGGCUAGCAGCAGCUGGGCUGAGAGGUCGCUGCCAGUGCCACGGACAUGCGGCCCGCUGUGCCGCCCGUGCCCGGCCCCCUCGCUGCCGCUGCCGCCACCAUACCACCGGCCCAGGCUGCGAGAGCUGCCGCCCAUCCCAUCGCGACUGGCCAUGGCGGCCCGCCACGCCCCGGCACCCCCACCCUUGCCUGCCCUGCUCCUGCAACCAGCAUGCCCGGCGCUGCCGGUUCAACUCUGAGUUGUUCAGGCUGUCAGGUGGUCGGAGCGGGGGUGUUUGUGAGCGGUGCCGCCACCACACAGCUGGGCGGCACUGCCACUACUGCCAGCCAGGGUUCUGGAGGGACCCCAGCCAGCCUAUCACCAGCCGCAAGGCCUGCAGGGCCUGCCAGUGCCACCCUAUUGGGGCAACAGGAGGCAACUGCAACCAAACCAGUGGGCAAUGCUCCUGCAAGUUAGGGGUCACCGGCCUGACAUGCAACCGCUGUGGUCCUGGCUACCAGCAGAGCCGCUCCCCCAGUAUGCCCUGCCAGCGAAUUCCAGAGGCAACAACCACCCUUGCUACUACCCCUGGUGUUUACAGCUCUGAUCCUCAGUGUCAAAACUACUGCAAUAUCUCGGACACCAGGGUACACAUGAGCCUUCGGAGAUACUGCCAGCAGGAUUACGUUCUCCACGCGCAGGUGCUAGCGUCUGAGGUAGCGGGCCAGGCGUGGCGGCAGCUGGCCGUGCGCGUGCUGGCCGUGUACAAGCAGCGGGCACGGCCCGUGCGCCGCGGGGACCAGGACGCCUGGGUGCCCCGCGCUGACCUGGCGUGUGGCUGCCUGCGCUUGCGGCCAGGCACCGACUACCUGCUGCUGGGCAGCGCUGUCGGCAGCCCAGACCCCGCGCGCCUCGUUCUCGACCGCCACGGCCUCGCGCUGCCCUGGAGGCCGCGCUGGGCCCGGCCGUUAAGGCGGCUGCAGCAGGAGGAACGUGCUGGAGGCUGCCACGACCUGAGGCCUUCGACACCUAGCCCGAGGCCUGAGCACGACACUGGAGCUGAAACGCCUUGAACCCAACCAAGGAACUUGGAAGCGACGGUGAGCGGAGCCUUUCACCUCGACGUAGCCUCGGUGCAGAGCCAAUCAGACGUCGCAGAGCCCCUGACGUCAUGGUGCAUGCGCCAGCACCGCGCCGGCGUGAGAGACUUAACAGGAGGCGGCAAACUGCAAGCAGGACUCUUCAUCCAGCAGCCCUCCAUUUGGCCCUAUUCCCCGCCUGAAAUCUAUUUCCCGAAAUAAAGUUUCAAAUCUUGAGGAAUUUAA